AUGGAUUUCAUCACAGGGUUGCUGGAUGUGGAUGGGUACAGUAGUAUCAUGGUCGUGGUUGAUAGUUUCUCAAAGUAUGCUAUUUUUGUACCGUGCAAGGCACCGUGCAGAGCUGAGGACGUUGCCGACUACUUCUUCAGGAAUGUUGUGAAGUAUUGGGGUGUUCCAUUGAGUCAACAACCACUGACUCCUCAUACAGUUUUGAGUGGAUAUGUCGGGGACUGUCCGGAUGCAAAAGAUAGGUUGAAGGAGUGGCAAGAUCGAGUGGAUCAUGCGAGGCAUAACUUGGUCAAGGCCGUAGAAAGAAUGAAGCAUUAUGCAGACUUAGGGAGGAGCAAUGUGGAGUUCAAAGUUGGUGACAAGGUCUUCCUCAGGAUGGACCUAGUUCAGUUUAAGACACCCAAGGGGUUGAGUGCAUCACUUGGUCGUAGAUUUGACGGACCAUUCACAAUCGUAGGGCGGAUUGGGAAAGUUGCAUACAAGUUGAAGUUGCCAGCACAUCUUAGAGUCCACAAUGUUUUUCAUGUCAGCCAACUCCGUCUGUAUCAUCAGGAUAAAGAGGACAACAAUAGGAACAUACCAACACGAGGACCAACAUUUGUCAAGGAUAGGUCGGGACUAGAUGUGGAGGAAGUGAUCGCUAUAAAGGAGUGA
Molecule: messenger RNA, 654 nt
Organism: Cryptomeria japonica (Japanese cedar)
Lineage: Eukaryota; Viridiplantae; Streptophyta; Pinopsida; Cupressales; Cupressaceae
Exons: 2
Coding region: 1-654 (217 amino acids)
Molecular function (GO): nucleic acid binding
Source: RefSeq, a predicted model, not a curated record